Messenger RNA from Gasterosteus aculeatus aculeatus (three-spined stickleback), 540 nucleotides. The record is from RefSeq and is a predicted model, not a curated record. NCBI's taxonomy places the organism in Eukaryota, Metazoa, Chordata, Actinopteri, Perciformes, Gasterosteidae.
CGUCAUUUACUUCCCUUUCCUCCGCCCUUUGUUGCGUGUCUGUGUGUAGUUGUGAAGCCGAAGGAGGAGGGAGGAGUCACGGAUCAGCUGUACGGCGAGAUGAAGCCGGCGGUGGACGGAGCGAACUACAUCAUCAAACACAGUCGCAACAAGAACGACUACAACGAGGAGAAGGAUAACUGGAGCGGCAUCGCUCGCACGGUGGACCGCCUCUGUCUCUUCCUGGUGACCCCGGUGAUGACCUUCGGCACCAUCAUCAUCUUCCUGAUGGGCAUCUAUAACACUCCUCCACAUCUGCCCUUCGAGGGAGACUCGUACGACUACCUGAGCGGCCGCAAGCUGUGACACGCACACGUCUGCACACACACACGCACACACGCACACGUUUCUCUCCUGUUAAAAUCCACGUUUGUUUCUUUCUCGAUUAUGUUUGUUUGUUUGUGGUUUCGUAGCUGUGUGCGUUUUUCCAGGUGAAUAACUGAAUCAGUAUAUCAGCUUUUUAUUUUAUUUGUGUGGUUUGAAUAAACGUUUCCAUUCAGA